AUGUCAAUCGCGUUCGAGAGAAAUAAUUCCGGCAAUGAUCGUCGGGUCGAACAUCCGGGAUUCGCUCGCCACCAGAUGAAUUUUGUAUCCACUACGUAUAACUCGCAGGAUUGUCCGGCAGCUGAUCGGAGUCUAGAGGAAGUGGAGCAACUGGAGGACCGGGCUGACUCUGUAUCAUCUUCGUCGACGGCGUCUUCGAUUGGGAAGAACAGCGAUGAUGAGGCGACGGGCGGCGGCGAUGGUGACGGCGAAGGAGAAGAGGUGCAGAGUGAAUGCAAAACUGGGGCCCUGGAGAGUUUGGAUGCUUUGGCUGAAGUUUUACCUGUAAAGAAAAGUAUAUCGAAAUUCUAUUGUGGUAAAUCCAAAAGUUUUACCAGUCUAUCUGAUGCAACAUCAUUAUCGUCCGCAAAAGACAUGGUUAAACCAGAAGAUGCUUACACUCGUAGACGCAAGAACUUGCUUGCACACAAGUACUUCUUGGACAAGAAUUUUAGUAACAUUUUAAGAAGCAACAGUGGUGGCAUAUCGAAAAGAUCUGCCAACUCUAGAAGCACAUUGCACCUUGCAGCGAGUAUGACUAAUAACAGCAGCACUUCUAGCUCGUAUUCAUCAUCACCUAGUCGCUGCCUUCCUCCUCUGCCACCACAUGCAAGAAGACCCACAAAUUGUGAAUCUUUAUCAUCAUCUCCUGAUGAGAAGUUUAGUCCAUUGCGAUCUUUCUCUUUAUCUGAUCUACAAGUUGCUGAUGCUGUGAGUCCAAGCAUUACCGGCCUAUUGGUAGACAAUAGAGAUAAAUAA
Messenger RNA from Fraxinus pennsylvanica, 798 nucleotides. The record is from the annotation of a GenBank genome assembly. Lineage: Eukaryota; Viridiplantae; Streptophyta; Magnoliopsida; Lamiales; Oleaceae.